AUGGUGCCCGUUAAAGAUAUCGCCGACAUCGGCAGCACGCCCUAUUCCGUCGUCCGUCCUCUCCUCCUCAAGAUCGACAGUGCCGCCCACCUGCGGCAGCUGGAGAUAGCGUCGCCGCAUCUCGAGGGCGACGAUGCCGAGUGCUGGAAGCGACUCAUCGACCGCAACUUCCCCACACUCUCCAGGAAGAUGAACUACAAGCCAAGCAAUCCGACCUCGUGGUAUAAGAUCUACGCCAAGUACCAGCGCAUGGAGGCCGACAUGAAGCGGGAGGCCGAGGAGAAGCUAAAGAGCGCCUUCAAAACCAUCAACAAAGAAAAGGCCGAGAACGUCAGCACCCUCGUCGACUACGACCGCAGAAAACUGCCGCGCACCCCGCAGGAUCUGAAGGGACAGGCCGGCGCGCGCAGCAAGGCCAACGGCAGACGAGGCGGCCCCAACGACACGAGCGGAUUGCGGUUCACCGGCGGUUCCCGCACCAAGCUCACCACCGGCAAAAGCAUCAUCCAGAAGGCGCGGCGCGAGGCCAAGGAGAUCACCGCGCGGAACCGACUCAACACACCCGGCGGCGAGCUGGCAUCCCGGAGUAGUCAGAUGAUGAAAGCGCCCCCGGGCCGGGUACAGGAGAUGAUCAACAAAUCGCGGCCGGCAGGGGGCGUCCGACCGCCGGCGCCGCGUCCGCACCACGAGACUAUGAGUCGCGAGCUGCAGGAACGUGAGGCCCGGCUACGCAAGAUGAAGAAGGCGAACGACAAGGAUGACAAGGCCAACGUCAUCGACGACGACGAGCUCGAGGGUGAAGCCGAUCUCGGCGGCGACGACGAGCUGGAUGGAGGCGCCGUUGGUGGUGGGCUCAGCGUCGACGAUCUGGAGGGCCUCUUUGAUGAUGACGGCGAGGAGGAGGAAAAGCCGAAGUCCUCGCCCCCGGCACGAAAUUCGUCCAUGAAGACGGGCAUCCUAUCGCGUAAGCUGCCGUCUUCGCUGGCGGCACCGCCUGCCGCCAGGAGAGUCGUCCCUGCAUCUCCUGCGAAGCCCGCUGCUCAGCCCUCGUCGUCCGCAAGACCUGUGGCCCCGUCCAUGUCGCCUCCACAACCACUUGGCCCGUCCAGCCCUCCUGCUGGUUCGCCCCCGUCUUCGAGCGCCGAGGCGAAUCCGAGACCGCCGAUGCCGCGCAAGAGGAAGCCCGUUGAUAUUUUCAUGCGGCCGAGGCCCAAGGUCCAGCGCCGGCAGUAG
Messenger RNA from Anthostomella pinea, 1233 nucleotides. The record is from the annotation of a GenBank genome assembly. NCBI's taxonomy places the organism in Eukaryota, Fungi, Ascomycota, Sordariomycetes, Xylariales, Xylariaceae.